AUGCGGAUUGUCCAGGAAGUAAGCAUCGAUGAAGAUGCUGCCUUUGUUGACGAUUGUGAAAGAGCCGGCAAUAGUACAGAUCGUCGCCACAGUACCAUCAGCUAUGCGUCGGCAAGCAGCCACGAGAACAACUCAGAUGGCCAGGACGGAAGUGGGAAGAGCGGACACAUCAAAACCGCUACCGCCACUUCCAAGACCUCGUUGGCGUCCGCCGGGACGGGUCGUUCAUUGGGAGGAUUUGGGUUUCGGCCGUACGGGGAGAGGUCGACGUCAAAGGAGCAGAUCACCACCAUCGACGAACGCAGACCCAGUCGGGCCACAGCUGCGGCGCUCCAAGAACAUGACGAGUAG
Sporothrix brasiliensis 5110 is the source of this 351-nucleotide messenger RNA. RefSeq lists its product as uncharacterized. NCBI's taxonomy places the organism in Eukaryota, Fungi, Ascomycota, Sordariomycetes, Ophiostomatales, Ophiostomataceae. The transcript is spliced from 2 exons. The record is from RefSeq and is a predicted model, not a curated record. Bases 1 to 351 code for a protein of 116 amino acids.